Molecule: messenger RNA, 1299 nt
Organism: Schistosoma mattheei
Lineage: Eukaryota; Metazoa; Platyhelminthes; Trematoda; Strigeidida; Schistosomatidae
Source: the annotation of a GenBank genome assembly
AUGGAAGCAUGCUUUACAUUGUGUCAUGUUGUGAACGAACUGAGUACUCUCAGUAACAACCCUACAGCAGCUUCGGCUACAGUAACUUCUUGUUUGUUGCCAAUGUUUUGGCAGUUGUUUAGUUCACCAGCAGCUCGUGGUUUAAUUCGUCAGAAUAAUUUCUCUAAUUUACAACUUUAUUUUCUUCAGAGAGCUAUGGUCAAAGCUUUGUCAACUUUGCGUGUGCAACAAGUCUGUCCUCAUGAUAUACUGAUUUUCAUUAGUGAUUUAUUAAGGCAUAAUGAUAACUCGCGUAAUCCAUAUUCUGAUAGUUAUUACCUUGCCGACCUUGUAAAGGCAAUGAAAGAUACUCUGACACCAGCAAUUAUUGUUCGUGGGGUAAUGUCUGCCUCGACACUACCUUUUGAAGCCCGUACUGUUAUCGAAGAAGUUUCUCAUUUGUUAAACUUGGAAACAGAAACAAUUAGUUAUAAAGGUAAUGUAACCGUUGUCUGUUUAGCAGCUAUAAGACGGCUACAACGACUUGGAUUUUUACCCAUAGAUCCAAGUUUGUUUUACCAAUAUGCUUUGUCAAACUUUUAUUGUGAUAUCAGAGUAGCAGCAAUCGAAGCUGUUGUGGAUUAUAUCAGAGGUGAAAGAGAUCAGUCAGCAUUAGACUGGCUCUUUAGCAACAUUAUAGAACGAGAAGAUGCCAGUGACGCUUCAUAUGUUCGCCUACGCUUUGAAGCUGUUCAGUUACUACUACGCAUGCCGCCAUUUCAACGUGGUGAGUCGGGUAGUCGAUUAGAUACUCCUCAAUUAGUUGAAAGACUUUGGACACUAAUGAAUUAUGGAUGCACCGGUGAUCCACGACUUAGAUGUGCAGUCGCUGAACUCUACUACACACUUUACGGUAAUCGUCGCCCAACUUGUCUUCCUCUUCCAGAAGGUGUGCUUUUAGUGAGAGUCAAGGAAGGGAGAUCUGUACUUAAUAUAUCUGAAAACAAUUCUAAAGCUAGUGAAAUAGACUAUACUGAUGAACUGAACAAAUAUAAAUCUGAAUGCUUCGGUAGAGGAGUUCCUCUUUCGAAGAUGCAUCCAGAAUAUGAAGAAUUAGAAGAUAAUUACUCGGAGUGUGAGAUGUUGCACGCAAAUACUAUGAAGUUAGAAAGAGAUUCAAUCCAACGCCCCACAGUGUCAGAAUUCAAUCCUCAAUUUGAUCUAAAGCGAAGCAGAACUGGAAAUUUCUCAGAAUUGAAUGAUUCGUCGAACACUUUCAAAAGGCGAACUGAACGUCUAAGUGAUGAUGAAGAUGAUUAA